Molecule: messenger RNA, 5558 nt
Organism: Mauremys mutica (yellowpond turtle)
Lineage: Eukaryota; Metazoa; Chordata; Testudines; Geoemydidae
Gene: SEPTIN11
Product: septin 11
Exons: 10
Coding region: 68-1363 (431 amino acids)
Biological process (GO): cytoskeleton-dependent cytokinesis
Cellular component (GO): microtubule cytoskeleton; cell division site; septin ring
Molecular function (GO): GTP binding; GTPase activity; molecular adaptor activity
Source: RefSeq, a predicted model, not a curated record
AGAGCGCGCGCGGGACCUGCAGCAGCCGGAGCCGGAGCCGGGCGCGCAGGGGCGGCGCAGCGCCGGGAUGGCCGUGGCCGUGGCGGUGGGGAGACCCGCGAAUGACGAGCUUCGAAACCUGUCCCUUUCCGGUCAUGUGGGCUUUGACAGUCUUCCAGAUCAGCUGGUCAACAAAUCAACCUCUCAAGGGUUCUGCUUCAACAUUCUUUGUGUUGGUGAAACUGGCAUUGGCAAGUCAACCUUAAUGGACACUCUGUUUAACACAAAGUUUGAAAGUGACCCAGCCACCCACAAUGAGCCCGGCGUGAGGUUGAAAGCAAGAAGCUAUGAACUCCAGGAGAGCAAUGUCCGUCUGAAGCUGACCAUUGUUGACACAGUUGGAUUUGGAGAUCAGAUUAAUAAAGAUGACAGCUAUAAGCCCAUAGUCGAAUAUAUCGACACUCAGUUUGAAGCCUAUCUGCAGGAGGAGCUGAAGAUCAAGCGUUCCCUGUUUAAUUACCAUGACACAAGGAUUCACGCCUGCCUAUAUUUCAUCGCACCUACGGGACACUCACUGAAGUCUCUAGACCUGGUCACCAUGAAGAAGCUCGACAGUAAGGUUAACAUUAUCCCUAUAAUAGCCAAAGCUGAUACGAUUGCAAAAAACGAGUUGCAUAAAUUCAAGAGUAAAAUCAUGAGCGAGCUGGUCAGCAAUGGUGUCCAGAUCUAUCAGUUCCCAACAGAUGAAGAGACAGUGGCUGAGAUAAAUGCUACGAUGAGCGUCCAUCUUCCAUUUGCUGUUGUUGGCAGUACUGAAGAAGUGAAGAUUGGCAAUAAGAUGAGCAAGGCCAGGCAGUAUCCGUGGGGGGUUGUUCAGGUUGAAAAUGAAAACCAUUGUGACUUUGUGAAGCUGCGUGAGAUGCUGAUCCGAGUGAACAUGGAGGAUUUGAGAGAGCAGACGCACACCCGGCACUAUGAGUUGUACAGGCGCUGUAAGCUAGAAGAAAUGGGAUUCAAAGACACUGACCCUGAUAGUAAACCAUUCAGUCUCCAAGAGACCUAUGAAGCGAAGAGGAAUGAAUUCCUGGGUGAGCUGCAGAAGAAGGAGGAAGAAAUGAGACAGAUGUUCGUCAUGAGAGUGAAGGAGAAAGAAGCAGAGUUGAAAGAAGCGGAGAAAGAUCUCCAUGAAAAGUUUGACCAUCUCAAGCGGACACACCAAGAGGAGAAGAAAAAAGUGGAGGACAAAAAGAAGGAGCUUGAGGAGGAGCUGAGCAACUUCCAGAAGAAGAAGGCAGCCGCUCAGCUACUGCAGUCACAGGCACAACAGGCCGGUUCCCAACAAACCAAGAAAGACAAGGACAAGAAAAAUGCAAGCUUCACAUAAAGCCUGGCAAGCCAAGGAUGUUCCUGCAUUCACCUGCUUUUGCAGUAACGUGUCUCUGCCAUCUGUUUGGUUUUUGUUUUUGUUUUAAACACCAAUAACUAUUAACUCAUUUAAUACUGGAGUGGGUGGGAGAAAGGUGGGUGAAGCAGUGAGCAUCUGGAAAUUGAGGCGGGGCAGGGGGGUUGUUUUUGUUUGAAAAGUUGAUGCCAUUUCUCUCUCUGGUAAGAACAGCAGCAAUAGAUCAGACCUGCCACUUGGCUUUGAAUUGAGAGCAAGACUUGUGCGUCAGUGGCUUGAUCCUAGGCCACUUAAAGACAUUGGAAGGGUUUCAGGAUAAGGCCUUAAAUGCUGCUGUUACUCGUUUGCACACACUGCUCUCAACAGGCCAAACUGAUUCCCCUUACUUGCACUGAAUAGCACAUGUACUCCCAUGGAAAUCUGUGAGUUACUAUUCAGUGGGAAUAAGAUCAGUGCAAACUUAGCCAGAGUCUCCCCAGUGUAUUGCUAAACCCAGAAGUCCACUUAAAUGAGUUUCUUUGAUAGCUGACUUGUAAGACUGUAGAAAUCCCAUUGUUAGGUUUUUGUGUGUGUAGGUAACAAAAGAGCAACUGACCUUGCAUGCUUAUUCUUGCAUGAGUUUUUUACCUUAUGGAUAAUGACUUUUGGCCUGGCUUUUUGUUGUUCACCCAACAGGUUAAAUAUUUUUGCAAUAACUCUUCUCUAGUAAGUGUUGUGGCUAACCACUAAAAACUGUGCAGUGUGCAUCAAAAGGAGCUGCAAAUUCCCAGGACAGGAGGUUUCUCCCCUCUAUUGCUUUGAAAUCAAGAGUCCUUCAUCAUCAAAAACUAACCUGCUGACCGAAACUCAUCCCAAAACUUGAAUACACUUUCCACAGAUUGCCUGAGUAGAAGAGUCAUCCAGCAAACACAUAAGCACAAGCGUAACUUUACUCAUGUGAUAUAGUUCAGUUGACUUUAGUAGGAGUCCUCACGGGAGUAAAUGUUUGCACAUGCUUAUGUGGUUGCAGGAUCAGUCUUGGAACAUAGUGUCUUUUGUUGGUAAGUGCCAGUGAACCAUUAAAGGAGUUAGUUAAACUCCAUUAACUUCAAUUACUCUGGGCUCCUAAACUGGAGAGAGAAUAUGGCUGUUCACUCUCUUUACUGGGCUAAGAUGUAGCUUAUCUUGCUUGACAAAGGCAUAAUAAAGGUAACAUCAAUGCACUGAUCAGCUUUGCGCAGCCAGCUAAGGCUUGGGAUGCAAACGAUAGUUUGCAUUAACAAACGGUGACUGAACAUCUAGCAUAAGCCAGGCUCUUUUUUUAGGGCGUACUUGGUGUGAAAAUUGACCUAACUGUUUAAUUUGUAUUUUCUGUGCCAUUCCUUUUCGGACAGAGUCUUUUCCUUUCUGAUUCAUUCCAAGAAGUGGCGACCCAUGUUUACCCUAUGACUUCUGGAUUUCUUUCUCUACUGCUGAUGUUCUGCCAGCUUUCCCUCUGCUCCUAGCUAGGUAGUCUCCUGUUUCUUUCUUUAAAGCGCUCUUGAAAUUAACCGUCUUCACCUGAUUCCCCCACACUCCAACUUUGCUUGUUUCUACCCAAGCACAGGGGUUGUGUAACUACAUUCACAAAGGCAGGUUUGUGGGGGGUGGUUUUGUUGCCUCUCCCCUCCCCCCGUGUAAACAUGGCUCUUAGGGGAGGGGAAAGGGUGGCUGGACAAACUGCAUAAAUUUAAGCAGAGGAAAAGCAGGGAAGAAACUAUUUUGAAAUUCAAGCUAAGUUGUCAUGUGAACAUCCCCAUCAUUGGAAGGACUGACAGUUGCAGUAGCCAGGUUUAAAUAGCAGUAAAAAUCAGAGAUCCUUGCAGUUUUGCUUCAGCUUAACCUUACAAACUCACUUGGUAUUGAACACAUGAAACCAGUUUCCUAACCAUGGGCUGCAUUUGAUCGUGCAAUAUGCUCAAGUUUGAAGCUUGUGUAGUGUGCUUCCAUCAGCUGUGUCUGUGUGUGUCCUAUUUUUAAUUAACACAGGUGGGGGCGGGGGAGGGUUGUGCCAAGUAAGAGAACUUAAUUUUAACAUUCGUUUCUCCUGCUCAGUUUAAAAACCCUUUCAAGGGAAGCUUGGCAGAGAAAAUUAGCUGAGACUAGGUGGUUUUUAUUUUGGACACAAAACUGUUGCCAAAUGUAUUAAAUGCUGGGGGGAGGGAUUGGUUUGUUUCCCUUUUUAGCAAAGAACCAUCAUUUUGGAGAAGCUGGGAAUAAAAUUUAAACUUGCAAUUUUAUUUUAUUUUUUUUGCCUAAUGGCGCACUAACUUUUAAAAGUCCCUGGGCCAUGUUUAGCUUGUUACUGCUGCACUUCUUUCCUUUCUGUAUCUAUGCCUUUUUCACAGUAGUCCCUGGCUCUGCACGGAAUAAGGGAUACCCUCAAAUCUAGUUGGAUGUGCUUUUUCACCUUUGCAUGUAAGUACAGCAGCAAGAGACCUCUCUGCCCACUUUUGAAAUGAACGAACGUUGACUUUUCUACAAAUGGCAAAGCUGAGGGUUCUUUAAAAACUUUUACUAAACAAUAACCAUCUUCAGCUGGGAUUUUCAAAGGGACCAAAGGGAGUUGGGCACCAGCUCCUAUUGGCUAUUAGGGACCCCAACUCAUUUGAAAAUCCCAGCUUAAGGUAGCAUUAGCUUUUUCAUGACAGCUAUGUAACCCUAACUCUGGCUUGUGAGGAUCUGCAAAGGGUAGGAUGUUUAAACAGCAAUGACUAGUCACUGAUAAUGCUGCAUUUACCGGAGGUGCUGGGAUGUCCAUUUUUAGGCUGUUAUAAAUGAGCAGGAACAAACAAUGGAGCAUGCAGAUCUAUGCAUUGAAGCACUCCCUGGAUGUGGAAUAAAACCCCUAGGCAAAGUCUGAAUGAGACACUGGCCACUGGGGAAGACUGAUACUUGUUCCAAAAGGCGCUGCUGUGAGUACUGGGGGUUGACUUUCAAAAGCACAGAUUAGGCAUCUUAUUUCCACUGACUUGACAUCUCCUUGGUUAUAAAGGGGUCGUUGUUCAAGAGUGCUCAGUAUUGCCCUCACUGCUGCUCUUUAAAUCCUUGGGGAAACUCCCCUUGAUGUUUCAAGGAGUAGAGUUAGAGUUAGGCCAACACCGAGGGCUCUGGAAAAUCCCACCCUGUGUAUAAUAUUUUAUCUAAGAAUGAGGUAAAUAGUGUGCCCUUUCUUCCCCUGGGCCUUGGGACUGUGGUUAUCCUCAGUGGUAACUAUGGCUACCUGAGUACUUCCAAUAAUCCAUGUCGUCUUUCAGUAUAGAGUGACAUGUCAUGUUUUGUGGCUGAUGGGAAAGGGGGAAUUACAAGGUAUUCCACUCAGUGGCAUCUCCAACAGCUAGUAAAAACUGGCCAUGGUUCUGAUCUGCAGACUGCAUCCACUCAGCUGCCAAGCCAGACUCUGUGUUCCUAGCUAUGGGCUACUGGGAGUUUUCUUAAAUACAAGAUCACUUAUCCUUUUGCUGCCUUGUAUGUGUUACCUGCUUAUAACCCUGUCAAGACGACUUUUGUAUUUGUGUCUUUUAAACAAAAAAACAAAACCUUUAUUUUAUUUAACACAAUCAGUGGGGGUUUUUUUCCAAGUAGUUCUCAUUCUACUUUUAAACUGUUGUGAUGAAAACCAGCAAGGUCUUGUGUGGGUUAUCAGAUCUGUCCAUUUGAAUCAUGUUGUGAUUUGCCAGUCUCAAGCUGUUCCUAACAGCUUAUUCCUGUCGCAUCCUUUCUCCAAGGAGCCCAACUGCAUUUACAGUAUAGAUCAUCUAGAAGGGCCAGGGUGUGACAGCAUGGGAUUAUACAAAUAUGAAGGGUGUUUUUUUUAAACUAACUGAAAAUAAAGCUGUGAACAGCAGUAGGAAUAUUUUUAAAUAUAUGCUGAUGGCCUUUAAACUAGAGGUGUAGAACAUUACUACCUUGCUCUUUGAAAAUAACCCAUGUUUUUGUCCAAAUGACUGUAUACCUCCAACCACUGUUAAUGCAGAAGUAUAUAUGUAUGACUCUUAGAUGUCUUAUUGAUGUCAAAAUAUUUCAUUUCUGAAGUUCAAAAUGAAUCAUAGCCUUCCGCCACAGUUCAGUUCCUUUUUUUGUAUGUGCUCUGGGGUGCACAUGUGAAUUUGUGCCAACACACAACGCGGGAAAAGGGAAAUAUAUUUUUACCCAAACA